AUGGUGCUGCUCAGACGCAAGUCCCCCAACGACAGGAUAGCGAGCGGGACGGACCGCUGCGACACCCCGCUACUGAAGGAACCUGGCCGUGCACGUUGGCGACCACGGUUGCUCAAUAGCGAGGAUGUUCCAACGUGGUAUGCCCAUAAUGCCUACCUUCGCACUGGCUAUCGCCCUGUGACACCUUCUACGCGUCUUUGCUUCGAGAGCUUGGCGUACGUGCACAACGAGACGGUCAAUGUGUACUCGCAUCUGAUCCCUGCCGUGGUGGCUUUGUUGAGCAACGGCCUCCUCUACGUAUACUUCGCCGCUUCUUUUCCGCGAGCAUCUUGGAGCGAUCAGCUCGUGUUUCACAUCUAUCUGACAACCUCGAUGAUCUGUUUCGGUAUCUCGUCAACCUAUCAUACCCUGCUAUGUCACUCUCCCCAUUUCGCAGGUCUAUGGGCCCGGUUUGAUUAUGUUGCGAUUGUUUUCCAGAUCCUCGGGUCUUUCAUCUCUGGAAUUUAUAUUGGGUUCUACUGUGAACCACAUUUACAGAAACUCUACUGGUUGAUGAUUGGCAUUCUCGGCCUCUUGACUGGUCUUGUCGUGGUACAUCCUCGCUUGCAAAGCAAAGAGUGGAGAAUCUUACGCCUGUCGACAUUUGUGGCAACGGGGCUGUCAGCCUUCGCGCCCAUUACCCAUGCCUCUAGUCUCUUCCCGUACGAACAGCUGGACCAACAGGCAGGGCUGCGGUACUAUUAUCUUGAAGGUCUAGUUCUCAUUAUUGGUGUAUUAUUUUAUGCGACAAACUUUCCGGAGUCAUGGAAGCCCGAAUAUUUUGACAUUUGGGGCGCCUCUCACCAAAUAUUUCAUGUCUUGGUUUUUAUGGCAGCGGUCCUCCAUUUUUACGGAAUACUGGUUGCAUUUCAAUGGAAUUACGAGAACCAGCGCUGCGGCCCUGUUUGA
Penicillium riverlandense is the source of this 948-nucleotide messenger RNA. RefSeq names its product hemolysin III family protein. Gene Ontology annotation, molecular function: signaling receptor activity. The transcript has 3 exons. NCBI's taxonomy places the organism in Eukaryota, Fungi, Ascomycota, Eurotiomycetes, Eurotiales, Aspergillaceae. The record is from RefSeq and is a predicted model, not a curated record. Gene Ontology annotation, cellular component: membrane. The coding region runs from base 1 to 948 and encodes 315 amino acids.